This is a messenger RNA of Oncorhynchus keta (chum salmon), 6593 nucleotides long. Its product is annotated as CUB domain-containing protein 1-like. NCBI's taxonomy places the organism in Eukaryota, Metazoa, Chordata, Actinopteri, Salmoniformes, Salmonidae. Bases 152 to 2710 code for a protein of 852 amino acids. The transcript is spliced from 10 exons. The record is from RefSeq and is a predicted model, not a curated record.
GUCACACAGCAGGAAAGCAAAUGUAGGUGUAACCCAUUUUCCUCAAAGCGAAAGAACUACACGGAGGUCCAAAGCCGUAGUCGCGACUUGUGCCAAUUUUAGUUCAGUUAUAUAGCUUAUCGUUUGAGAUACCGACGCUGAAAAUAAAGGCAUGACUUCAUCAACGGUCGGCUGGGCUCUGCAGCUUUUGGGGAUCGCGUACGCCGUGUUCGUUCUAUCAGAGGGUGUGACACUGACCCUCACCCCUGACCAGGGCACUACUCUCAACAUCAGCCAGAGUUCAGAGCGCAGCAGGGGGUCAAAGUGUACGGUAUGCACCGGUACAGGCUUGAAGAAGUCCUGCUCCAGGGCUGGAAGUGAUUAUGUGGUGCUGCUGACAGACCCCAAAGCUGCUGUGAACAUGGUGUUCACCUGCACCAAACCAGAGGAAGUCUUUACUGUGGAGGUGGUCAGGGAAAUAGAUUGUACCACAAAGUCCUGUAAUGGGGACAUCACCCCCAUUGAGUCUAGAACCGGUACGCUUCCACUCCAGAACUUCAACCGUACCUUUAUCUGGAACCUGAAGGCCCCGGUUCCACGGGCGUUCCAUUUGGACUUCACCCAGAUGGGGCUGAGACAGAUCCUGGCCUCUGAGAGAUGUCCAGACCAGCACACGUAUACCCUGCUAGCCCUCCAGAGGACAGGGGAGGCUGCCAUCGGCACGUACUGCAGGAACGGCAGCGUCUCUGGGGCUCAGGUCUUGAACCAGGGCAGGCUCUCUCUGGAGGUCACUGGAGGACGGGAACUGAACCCCACCAUGUUCAACGUGUCUGUUGGAGAGGAAAUCAAAUCACUUGCUGUCCUCAAAGUGACUUUACCGGAAGGGAUGUCAUCUUCGGAGUUGCUCUCUCCAAACUACCCGAAUAGUUUCCCUGACGAUGACCUGAUGGAGUGGAAGUUUGUGGUCCCUCCCAAACACAACACUACGGUUGUCUUCCUGGGUCAGACCCAGCCGCAGUGCCUGAAGAAGGAGCCGGCUGUGGAGUAUCACUACAGUAAUGGGCGGUUCGCGGUGGUGAAGAAGCUGUCGGACCCCCAGCCGGCUCAACGUCGGGACUCCUUCUCCCUGAUCCUAAGGAACUGUGAGAUGAACAGGAUCGGGGACGACUCCACUGGUCUCUCCCUCCACUUCAAGGUUUCAGCCAAGAGGAGGAGUCUUCCAGUGUUGUGCAACGUGGACCUGAGGAAAGAGCGGGGGCUUUCCCUCCAUAUUGAGAAGACUAACCUCAUGUCUGACUGUGAGCUGAAGCUGAACUCUGUCAUCCAGAAGAAAAUCACUGUUCCCUCAGGGAAGAUCUCUCAGCUGUCCUUCCAGGACUGCCCAUGUCAGGAGCUGCGACUGACCGCCACCAGAAUCAUAGAGUGCCGUCAGUGGAGGGGAUGCAAAGCAGCAGCAGCCCCUGUCCCUCUGACGGUGCCCGUCCUGGAGAGGUGUCUUCCCGCCCCCCUGGGCAGUGUCACCUGGAUCCUCCGUCCCCCUCAGCAUGGCACGGUAGAGCUCCUGCCCACUACUGGCAACCUGAGGCAGUCCCUUCCAGAACAACCCUGCAACGGCUCUUUCACACUCACCGUUGCCGAGGACGAUGACGGCACCACCGUGGGUCAGUUCUGCCCUCAGGGAGCCAUACACAAAGUCCAGGUCCACACCAAUGUGUCCAUCACAGCUUCAGCCUCGACCAUGGGAGGCAAAGAGAGGUGGCCAUUCUCACAUCCUUUACUCAACAUCUCCUUCACCAGGGAGAUUGCAGAGAGAUACAUAUUCACGGUAUACCCAAUGAAAGGAGUACCAACUCUCCUUGCCAGCCCUAGUUGGCCUGUGGGAAUGAAGCCCUACUCCACUGUGUCCUGGAUCAUCAAUGUCCCCUCCAAGCUGGAAGCCCACCUCAUGUUCGACAACAUCAGCCAGCCCAAGUGCAGCAACCGCCACACGGGCAUCAGGGUGCAGAUCCUGGGCUCCCUGGAGGAGAUGUACAGCCGGCGGGAGGACGAGGAGGCAGGCAGGAAGAUCAUUGUCUCAGAGAGCUUCUACCUCAACAUGUCCAACUGUAUGCCUGAGAGAGGAGACUUCAGCAUGCACACACGGAUCACACUGCACAAGGAUAAGAACCUGCUUCUGACCAGCAUUCUGAGUGCGGUGGCAGCUCUGCUGGUUCUCAUGGUGGUUGUGUUGGCUGUGGUUUGUGUGGUGAUCAAGAAGAAGAAAAGGCAGCUGUCUCACCAAGUGUCCACCUACAACCCCAACGGUACCAGCUUCCUGCCAGGGCACAACGGGAGUUUCCCCAAAUCACGAAAAGACAACGAGUCCCACAUCUACGCCUCGAUCGAGGACACACUUGUAUACAGCCAUCUCCUGCGAGAUGGGGCAGAGAUGGGUGUCUAUGGAGACCCGGCUGUGGAUGUGUACCAGAGCUUUACUGGGCCCACAGAGACUAAGCCCCUCUCUCUGGGGACAGUCUCUGAACAUCCAGAGGUGGGCAUCUACCAGCCUUUUGUGCCCCCAUCCCAUUUUGCCCCACCCGUCCCCAAUAGACCCUUAAGUCAAGCCCAGCAGCCUAUGGUGGACAAUGAGCUGUACGGCUCCAGAAGCAAUGGGGACACCCCUGCACAGUCUCAACCGAACAAUAUGAACACAGAGCAGGCUCCAACGGUGGAGCCAGAGGCUCAUGACUGAAAGGGAGUGGACUGUAGGUUGGGGGUAUAGUGCACAGUACCAUAGCCCUUCUAUUCAUAGCAUGCACAGUACCAGUCAAAAGUUUGGACACACCUACUCAAUCAAAGGUUUUUCUUUAUUUUUUAAAAUAUUUUCUACAUUGUAUAAUAAUAGUGAAGACAUUAACUAUGAAAUAACACAUAUAUAAUCACGUAGUAACCAAAAAAGUGUUAAACAAAUCAAAAUAUAUUUAAUAUUUGAGAUUCUUCAAAGUAGCCACCAUUUGCCUUGAUGAAAGCUUUGCACACUCUUGGCAUUCUCUCAACCAGUUUCACCUGGAAUGAAUAUACAUUAACAGGUGUACCUUGUUAAAAGUUAAUUUGUGGUAUAAAUUUUCUUAAUGCAUUUGACACAAUCAGUUGUGUUGUGACAUGGUAGGGGUGGUAUACAGAAGAUAUCCCUAUUUGGUAAAAGACCAAGUCCAUAUUAUGGCAAGAAAAGCUCAAAUAAGCGAAGAGAAACGACAGUCCAUCAUUACUUUAAAACAUGAAGGUCAGUCAAUCCAGGAAAAUGUCAAGAACUUUGAAAGUUUUUUCAAGUGCAGUUGCAAAAACCAUCAAGUGCUAGGAUGAAACUGGUUCUCAUGAGGACCGCCACAGGAAAGGAAGACCCAGAGUUAACUCUGCUGCAAAGGAUAAGUUCAUCAGCCUCAGAAAUCGGUAAUUAACUGCACCUCAGAUUGCAGCCCAAAUAAAUAGAGUUCAAGUAACAGACACAUCUCAAUAUCAACUGUUCAGAGGAGACUGCGUGAAUCAGGCCUUCAUGGUCUAAUUGUUGCAAAGAAACCACUACUACAGGACACCAAUAAGAAGAAGAGACUUGCUUGGGCCAAGAAACAAGAGCAAUGGACAGACAGUAGGCCGGUGGAAAUCUGUCCAUUGGUUUGAUGAGUACAAAUUUGAGAUUUUUGGUUCCAACUGCCGUGUCUUUGUUAGACGCAGAGUAGGUGAAUGGAUUAUCUCUGCAUGUGUUGUUCCCACCAUGAAGCAUGGAGGAGGUGUGAUGGGGUGCAUUGCUGUUGACACGGUCAGUGAUUUAUUUAGAAUUCAAGGCACACUUAACCAGUAUGGCUACCACAGAAUUCUGCAGCGAUACGCCAUCCUAUCUGGUUUGCGCUUAGUGGGACAAUCAUUUGUUUUUCAACAGGACAAUGACCCAAAACACACCUCCAGGCUAUGUAAGGGCUAUUUGACCAAGAAGGAGAGUAUGUGCUGCAUCAGAUGACCUGGCCUCCAUAAUUACCUGACCUCAACCCAGUUAAGAUGGUUUGGGAUGAGUUGGACCGCAGAGUGAAGGAAAAGUAGCCAACAAGUGCUCAGCAUAUGUGGGAACUCCUUCAAGACUGUUGGAAAAGCAUUCCUCAUGAAGCUGGUUGAGAGAAUUCCUAGCGUGUGCAAGGCUGUCAUCAAGGCAAAGGGUGGCUGCAUUGAAGAAUUUAAAAUCUAAAAUAUUUUUUGAUUUGUUUAACACGUUUUUGAUUACUUCAUGAUUCCAUAUGUAUUAUUUCAUAGUUUUGAUGUCUUCACUAUAAUUCUACAAUGUAGAAAAUAGUACAAAUAAAGAAAAACGCUUGAAUUAGUAGGUGUGUCCAAAUGUAUGUGAUUCACUGUAAUUUCUUAGAAUGUAUUGUGUGUCAAAGAAGCCCACAUUGUUUGAUAGUUGGUAAUGUCAUGUGUUUUGGCUUUGGGCACCUUUUCACUGCAUAGUGAAAGUGUAACUUUCUAUGUGAGCAUUACCCAUGCUAAGUUUUUAUGUCCCAAAUGUUUGCUUUCAGUAUAUUUGAAGGGUAUGUACAGAAUGUUGAUUUUCACUCAAUGUUGUAAUUUUUUUAAAUGUAGUUUGAACAAUAAGACCAGUUUCAUUGAUGUAGAAAUCCUAGUCUUGGACUAAAAUGAAUUUGUUUCAACUGAUUGCUCCAUUGAGCAUCCUUUUUUUAAGGAAUAUGUUUAAUCUGGGUCCUGGAAACCGACCCUCAACUUUUAAAUAAUCUUACUUUUGAAUGAAUGAUAAUAGAGAUGAACAUACUAUGUGUAUUUGUAUAUUUCAUUAAGUUUACAGUGAAUGUGUAGGAAGAUAAAAUGUAAAGGUAAAAAUGGAUUAUGUCAAAAUCCUAUUUUUUUUUGCGCACAUACACACACACACUUAAAUCAUAUUUUAUUCGUCAUAUGCACAGUAUACAGCGUAAACGGUGAAAUAAAAUGCUUACAUGCGAGCUUCCUCAACAUUGAAGAAAUAAUAAAAUGAGCUGUAAAACUAACACAGUCCUGAUAAAGGAAUUUAUAUGUUUAAAGUAAUGACUAAAGAAUUCCACCCUGAAACCAUAUAAUUGUAUGAAAUGUGUGUGUGACUAGGCCAUUGUGUUAUUAUGUAGCAAUGUGAGAGUUGAGACAACAAAGGACAACUGAAAUACAGAUGACCUUGUUGUAACUCUGAAAACUGACAACAGGAAAGAGGGCCCUUCCAAGGUCUCUCUAAUCUAGGGAGGAGAGGAACAGCGAGAAACUGCCAAGGCUGGUAGAAAAGUGAUAAAACUGUGUGUGUGUGUGUGGGGGGGGGUUAUAAAAUGACUGUUUUUGCAUUUCUGACUUCAGAGCUCUCUGAAUAAAGAAUGAACCUUUUGCUGAGACUUUGCCUAAUUAUUAUUAAACCCAGGGUCUUACAAACCUCUGGGAAUUGGUCAAAGUUAUGAAAUAGUUGAAUCAUCAUCAUUGGAAUUGAAAAUUCUCGUAACAAGUCCAAAAUACUAUGUCAAUAAAAAAAAAAUAAGGUAAUAAAAAAAUACUGUGAAUAUACUACUGUAUGUCAGUGUGCAGUUAAUUAAUAAAUAGGUAUGUGUGUGUAUGUGUGUGAGAGGGAGAGGGAAGUGGGAAUGCAGAGAUUCUGUGCAAAUAGUCUUAAGGUGCAGGUGGGGCCUCCCGGGUGGCACAGUGGUCCAGGGCACUGCAUCGCAGACUCCGGGUUCGCGCCCAGGCUCUGUCACAGCCGGCCGCGACCGGGAGGUCCGUGGGGCGACGCACAAUUGGCCUAGCGUCGUCCGGGUUAGGGAGGGUUUGGCCGGUAGGGAUAUCCUUGUCUCAUCGCGCACCAGCGACUCCUGUGGCGGGCCGGGCGUAGUGCACGCUAACCAAGGUAGCCAGGUGCACAAUGUUUCCUCCGACACAUUGGUGUGGUUGGCUUCCGGGUUGGAUGUGCGCAGUGCGGCUUGGUUGGGUUGUGUUUCGGAGGACACAUGGCUUUCGACCUUCGUCUCUCCCGAGCCCGUACGGGAGUUGUAGCGAUGAGACAAGAUAGUAAUUACUAACAAUUGGAUACCAUGAAAUUGGGGAGAAAAGGGAGUCACAUUUAAAGUAAAUAAUAAUAAUAAUUUUAAAAAAGGUGCAGGUGGACAUCCGCCAGGGUUUAGCUGUUCAACAGUCUAAUGGCCAUAAGGUAGAAACGGUUUCUGAGCCCUGAUGCUCCUGUACCGCAUGCCAGGCAGUAAGGGAGUAAACAGUCCAUGUCUGGGGUGACUGCAUUCUCUGGCAAUCUUCCGGACUUUCCUCAGACACCGCCUGGUGUAAAUUUCCUGUAGGGCUAGGAGCUCGCCCCCAGUGAUGGGCUGGGCAGUUUUCACCACCCUCUGUAGAUCCACGUCCGAGUGCGGUGCAGCUGCCGUAGCAGGCGAUGAUGCAGUCAGUCAUAAUGCUCUUGAUGCAGCUCCAAGGUCCGCCAGAGGGUGCUAUUAUUAUCCCGACGUCAAGUAAUAGUGCCCUCAGCGGACCUUGGGGCUACUCUCGAUGGUGCAUCACACACACACACACACACACACACACACACACACACACACACACACACACACACUUUC